Molecule: messenger RNA, 1488 nt
Organism: Mollisia scopiformis
Lineage: Eukaryota; Fungi; Ascomycota; Leotiomycetes; Helotiales; Mollisiaceae
Exons: 1
Coding region: 229-1224 (331 amino acids)
Source: RefSeq, a predicted model, not a curated record
GGAGUCGUUGGUCGAAAGCGUGGCGGAAAGUCUGCGCGAUGUGGCAUUUCCUUCAAGCCGUCACGCUGGGAGAACGGGUUCUGCAAAAUACAUCAAAGUCAAGCACCCCAGUAGAUCAAUGCUUGAAGUGAGGAUCAAGCACAAGAGGGCAAUAGAGGGCAAUAAGGGCGAGGAAGUGGAAAUCAUAGUUGAUGAGUAAGGAUCCGAGAGUAGGAGAUAUCAAACGGCAUGUGGGAAGUGGAAGGAGCCUUGAUUGUUCAAGCAAUCUCCAAGAUUGUCAAGUCUACAUUGACGAAGUUUUACCCCGAAAUGAACCACCCAAUAUUCCGCUGGCAGUGGGUCAAGAGCGCCGCGGCAACAUACGGAGAUCCUGACCAGAUCUGGCAUACCUCCAUCCAAGUCAACGUCUCAGCCAUUGGUGCUGAUCAGGUCCAAGCUAUCAAGGGUAAAGGCAAGGCGCACAUUGAUCGCAACGACAUGCCGUAUGCUCUCUCCCUCAUUUUGUUCCUGAGCCACGCACCGGAGAACUUUUACCACGGUAGAUUCGUCAGUUAUGGUGUCAAAGCAGCUUGCGAAUGCGCUCCAUACGGGUCCUUGCUUCUGAUGUCGAAGCUCCCCCAUGGCUGUACAGGCUACGGUUACUACGAUCCAGAGUUACCCCAACAAAUGCGAUAUAAUUACCCUCCUGGCCUGAUAAUUCCCGUUGUUCCCAAAGAAUAUGGGUUUGGUCGCAUCGUCGCUGUGAGCUACGGACGAAAUACCUGUUACAAGUCAAAUAUUAACAUACCCAAUCCUGACUUGCUUACGGAUGCAGCACUUCCGGUCCUUGGCUCCUAUAGAGCUAUGUACGAAUACAGGAUUCGUUACCAGAUGACCAAACGGGAUAAGGAUGACACCACAACUGCGGAAGAGUGGUCUGAGAAGUUCAGCUGGAUGGAAAACGGUAGAAAGGAAACACCGAAGAUGGAAAUUGCAACUAUUGCCCUGGAAGAAAACCCAGUAUACGAGAAGAUGAUGACGGCUAUGAAGGAGAUGUUCCUGGAUGCAGGAUGUGGUAUGAUGAUGCCUGGAGACGGCCCCAAACCCAAGACGGGUCGUCGUGGAGGAUUACUAGGAGAAGUCAAAAUUAGGUGCCACAGAAUCAACGUCAAUAAGAAGCAAUGUGCCAUACCACUUUAUGUAAGGCGGUGGGGGAAUACGUUCUGCAAGAGACACCAAGGCUAAGUACCUAAGGUUGCUGUUACUGAUGACGGAGAAGUUGUAGAAGGGGUUGGGGAGCAUGCAAGUAUGGCGGAAGGUGUCGAUGGUAUCACGGAAGACGCAAGCGACGAUUUCACUGACGAUGAUGCGGACGGUACUGAUGAUGACUCCGACGACGAGUGCUGGCAAGGAUUAGAGGACGAGAAUGCUGAUUGGGAAAGAGUGUUGAAUGAAGGACUGGUAGAUGAAUCAGAUCAAGUAUCUGGCCACGACGCCAUGGAGGGAACA